CACAUUGAAUAGUUUUGUUGGACGAUAUCAUAGGUAGUGGGUAGAAGUAGCGCUCGUAGUAUUAGUCUAUUGUUGAGUGCACCAAGUGUUUGUCAAAAACUUGGUAACCACAUCGAUUUACAUUUGAAAAAUCAAAAUUCUGUUGAAAACUCAAACUCCAAGGAAUACUCUGAAGACAACGUGAACCAAGAAGACAUUGUUACCAUAUUAAAUUCUGUGUCAAUUCCCAAAUCCCAACUAGUUCCGGAAAACCAUAGAUACAAUCAUGAUGAAACCUUAUUAUAUGCCUGUCAGUAAGCCAGUGAUUCUGAAGAAAACAAACAUCUGGCAAGAUAUGCUUUAAGAAGCUUAAAAUUAGAACCUUUUUCUAUUAUAAACGAACAUGGAGAAAGAAGAAAACACUCUUGCACAUGUCGAUGUCAUUGCUAAGGCUUCACAAUCAAAAUCACCAUAUAUUAUACCAAUUAUUCCAAUGAAAAGAUCUGCAAACAAAAUGGAAAAGAAUAUCCUAUUCUGCAAUAAUUGUUCGAUAAUCAACCCUAUACUUUUAUACAAAUCAUUAACAUCACACGCUCCAUAUUCUAAACUCCUUUGUGCCCGAAAGUACAUUGAAUUAUCUGAUUAUUUAUGCCAACUUUUAAAACAAGACUGGACACUCUCACCUCAAAUAAAAUUUGUUGCAGCACAGUUAUUGGCAGGUUGCAUUUUAUAAAACGGGUGUUUGGCCUGGGUCCCUUGCUGGAAGACUCUUACAGAUCCUCGAGGAUUUCACUUGGUAAUGUAUACUCUGUUGAUUUGUCUCUACCGGUCUGUGCGGCACUGGAUGAGCUCAGUGAUUUGUGCUUCUGUAAGACCAUAAUCUGACAUUUGUGUACCACGAUGCGCGGCUUGGAAAGAUGUAAAGAGAACAAUGAAAAGAUUUUUUUUAUUUUUAUAUUACUGAGAA
Rhizopus microsporus ATCC 52813 is the source of this 946-nucleotide messenger RNA. RefSeq lists its product as uncharacterized. Lineage: Eukaryota; Fungi; Mucoromycota; Mucoromycetes; Mucorales; Rhizopodaceae. The record is from RefSeq and is a predicted model, not a curated record. The coding region runs from base 383 to 712 and encodes 109 amino acids. The transcript has a single exon.